CGGCCCAAGCCCAUUCGACUCAAAACUCACCACUCUCCACUCCAGUGACUAACCCCAGCCGCCGCCGCGGCGCCGCCCAGGCAAGCUCUCUCCCCCCCGACCUGGCGACCUACGAGUCCGCUGUCGCCACCGCCGCCCCCAGUGCUUCUUCCCCUCCCCAGCUCCCCCUAGGCCAUUGCUAGGGAUUCGAAGGGAAGACGGCCUCUUAAUUGUUUGGGGAAUCGAUGAGAUUUGAGAUCUGGAGGGAGUCUGUUUCUUCACCGUGCCGUAUGCUCCCAAAAAAAAUCAGGGGAGCCGAGGUUAAUAAUUCGAGGGCAGUGAUGAGUUUCCGGCGGUUGGUGCAUCUGGUGGUGGACGACGUGGGCCUCCGCCGCACCUACAGCCUGCGCAGCAUCGACAUGUCCCGCCUUUUCCGCCGUCCCCCACGAGAGUCCACCGGUGGCUGCGGCCGUCCAGACCAGCCACCGCCGACGGAGGAGGAUCAUGAGAUGAAGCCGUGCCCCCUCCCCGCCCCAACCAUGACCUUCUACCCGCCCCGAUGCUGGUACCACGACGGAGAGAUGGAGUUCAUGCUCCUCGGCGGUAGGCACAACAAGGUGGUCGCCGCCGACCAGACUGGCCGCGCCGUCCUCUACGACCCCGACCAGCACGCCGUCCGCACCUUGUCUGGCUUCGGUGCGUUCAAGUCCAUGCCGGCCUCCCUCACCGUCGGCGAGGACCACCUCUACGUGCUCGGCACGGUCCCGUGCGAGGAUGGCCGGUACUUCGAGUGCCUAGAGCUUGACAGCGACGGUGAUGAGGACUGGCACCCCCGCGUUCUCCCGCCGCCACCUUACAUAUACAACGAGCAUAGGAGGGGUGGUCCUCCCCCCGACUCGUACGCGGCGGUCGAGGGUGGUGGUCCCACCCACAUCUUGGUGUCCAAGGCGAGCAUCGGCACCUACUCGUUCGACACGGCAGCGGAGGCGUGGAGCAAGGCUGGCGACUGGACGCUGCCAUUCAGCGGCCGGGCGGAGUACGUCCCCGAGCACGGCCUCUGGUUCGGCCUCAGAAACAACAUGUGCUGUGGACCUCGCCGCCGCCACGGCAUGGAGGCCCCCGGCAGUGCGCAACCUUUGGAGGGACUUCACCCCGCCGGCGGAGUGGAUGGUCUUCUCUCCGUUAUUGGAAAUGUGUACAUGCCUCCUCAAAUUGGACGGCGCAAACGGGUGCUACUGCAUCAAGUUUAUGGCUGUGCGCUACAGCCAGGAGCUAGCAGUCUCAAAAGCAUUUCCAAGCAUCAACAGUUGUGUUCUUCAGUGUUUGUGAGAAUGUUCUGUGCCUCAGCCACAUCAACACUCCCAUCUUAUAUUUUUAUGCUACCAUCAGUCAAACAUAUUAAGAAAAACAUGUUACGUAUGUAGCUGGUGAGUUGGUGAAUAUCCCUGUCAGAAAGUGAAGUUCCGGGGGGCAGCCUUUUCCAAUUUCUGGUCCCUUUACAGUCAUAUAAAAUCUGUGGAAAUAACUGUAAAGUGUAUGUAUUAUUGCCAAUCCUGAACAGUAUCUUGGUGUUGGACUUCCAUCAAGAGAUUUCUAUAAGAGAUUUGUUCUUGCACUUAGAGAUAAGAUUAUUAGUUUACAACAAGAGCAGUAAGCAGGCCAUAGUAGAAUGCACAAAGGAUGAGAGGAGGAAAACAGUAUGGGCAUAGCUGAUCCGUCUUUUACACACUGGGGUUUGGAAAUUGCGCCAACCCUCUGCUCUCUACAUUGGGUUUUACGAUUACUGAUCCCAAGACGAAAUGAAGGUGUUCUAUUGCAAGAUUUCUAUUCUAAGGAGAUGUAUAAUCUUCCCCUCCAGUUUCUUACUGAGUUCUACACCUUCCAUGAUCAGAAACUGAGCUCUGUUCUAUGUGGGUAUUUGCAGCAUUUGAUUGCCAACAUUAGCUACUGACUUUGUCCCAUGCACCUGAGUGCCGGACAUCUUUCAGCACUGCUGCUUAUGGAAGAGGCUUUAUCGGUUGAUUCUUCUAAAUGGAAAUUAACUAUUAAAUACAGGAAAAAUGCCCCAAAGGCACAGUAGAUAAAAGUAAGAAAGAUAUGCCUGAUGGAUUAGAACUUGGUUUGGGGUUUAUCGAUCAUAUUGGACCCCCAACGGACGAGCAGGCAAGGCAUCUGUGUGGGACUGCCUUGCAGGCUCGACCAUUGAGGCAGCAGUAUGCGUCUUGCAAACCAUAUAGCUGACUGCUUGUGCUUGGUGAGUCAUGAAGUUCUGAAGGGUUUAAGAUUGAAUUUUGACCAAGUUCAAGGUCAUGAUAUCUGCCAUUUUCCGGUUUCGACUUCCAGAAGCCCACAAGUAGCUGAAGCUCAGCUGGCGCCGCCCAUAUAUGAUGAACUACAGUUGAUGAUUUUGAACCGAUAGCUUGUAAAUGAUGAGCUAUUGAGCUGGGUUUUGUUCCCAGGAGCUGGUAUAUUGUUUGUUACCUGCAGAAUGUACAUGCACCGUUGAUGUAAAAUUUUUGCUAAAAGCUGGUACGGUUAAGCUAGCGACUCUUCAUUUGAAGUUUAUUUGUCCACUUGGUCC
This is a messenger RNA of Panicum virgatum (switchgrass), 2560 nucleotides long. RefSeq lists its product as uncharacterized. The transcript is spliced from 6 exons. NCBI's taxonomy places the organism in Eukaryota, Viridiplantae, Streptophyta, Magnoliopsida, Poales, Poaceae. Bases 225 to 1403 code for a protein of 392 amino acids. The record is from RefSeq and is a predicted model, not a curated record.